GUCAGAUCUUGGCCGGACUCACUCAGUAAUACGGGUACGCCAUGCUCAUUCAGCCGGCAUCGAGAACAACCACCAUGAACCCGACGAAAUGGCGCAUCUCAAAGGCCUGCCAAGAAUGCCGCGUCAAAAAGAUCAAGUGCAAUGGCCAGACGCCCUGCGAGAGCUGCAAGUUUCGCGGCCUCAAUUGCGUCUAUCGCGAAAAGGCUCGCAAUCGCAUGCGCAAGACCAAACCGCGAAUGGCCGCCUAUGAGAACAUCAUGUCGCAGGAGGCCCAGGAAUCCCCGUCGCUUGAACCGUCCGAGGAUGGAUCAGUCGCCGCGCCGACGCCGAUCCCUGAAGCCGCCGACAUGGCGGACUCGGUCGCUCCGCCCGGCUCCAACAUGGGGAGUGAGCGAAGCAUCAACAACAUGAGCGUGGCCGCUACCCAUCGCGCAUCGCCCUCAUGUCUUCUUCAGCUUUACUAUGGCCCGUCAUCUAAUUUUGCACUACUCAACUCCAUCUACCACCAGAUUGAAGGGACGCGACCCAAGUCCCCACCGCGCGAGGGCGUCGAGGAGGUUGGGCCAGGCCUGGACCUCUUCAGCCAUCGACGAUUGUUCUUCGGUGACUUGGCCGACAACCAGCGGCCAGCAACUAUCUCUGAAGACUAUUCUGCCAUGUUGCUUGAUCCUGACACGGCAAGACGAUUGCUCGAGAGAUAUCUCUUGACGUACUGGCAUGGCAUUCCGGUUCUGGACAAGAAUACGUACAGGCGGCGUCUGGAUAGCUUGUUUCAGCCACCUGGAAUCUUCGACUUUGACUCAUCAGACACCAUAAUAAUAAUGCUGGCCGUAGCACUAGGGGCGUCGAUGACCGGGGAUGAAGCCAUCGCGGAAUUUUUGUUCCAGAAGGCAAAGCAGGGAGCUGCCAAGCUGGAUGAGGUGGUCAACACGCAAGUGGUUCAGAUACACCUCAUGAUGGGUCACUUCCAAUCGGAGAGAGCUAAGCCGAACUCGCAAUUUCUCCACAUCGGCACUGCGGUAAGAAAAGCUGUCGCAGCUGGCUUACAUAAGGACCUCUGCGUUCGCCCCGGUCAAUCCAUGGAGGAUGUAGAACAACGAAGGUUAUUGUUCUGGAGCUUGUAUUUUUGGGAAACCUGGACUUGCUUUGUUGUCGGUCGCCCAAGUUCUAUUCCUGAUCCGGGGUCAAGUAUUCCAGUUCCUAGCGAGCACAAGUUGCUGAUCUCACUCGUCACCCUAUCUCGCAUCAUGUCGAAGUGUGUCCGCCUCAUUUAUAGCCCGCGACAUGACUCACUCCUACCGGUGUGGAACGCGGCAAAUGAGAUCCGUCGCGAGCUACACCGAUUUGCGGAAAGGCAGUCAAAAGACAUGAAAUUCGGCCUCGUCGGAGACGCGAGUACUGGAGAACUUGGGGUUUGCCAAGCUAUGGUGUCUACUAUGUAUCACCACACCCUACUAUUGACAUUCAGGCCGUUCUUGAUUUUGCGAGCAAAGUUGAAGCAUGAUAAUUCCUCAUCUGACGACGGCUCUGCGGAAAACAACCAUACCCCUCCAUCAUGGCUCAACACCGCUUGCGAAUAUUGCCUGGAAGCUGCGAGAAAUUCAAUCGGUUUCUUGACUGGAUCUUGCGCUACCAACGUCUUGUGCCGUGACAUCAAGUACCAUGGCUUCUUCAUCGAAGGCGCAUGCUAUGCUUUGGCCUUUGACAUGUUGCAAGAGAGGAAAUCUGCGCAUCGCAACCUUCCUUGGAUUCACUCGGCACUCAGAUGUCUCCGCUCGAUGGUCACCAGAAGCCAAAGCGGCGGGCAGUUGCCUGUUACGAUUGCAUCAAUCGAACAAAUGGUCCGCUCAGUAUUUCCCGACUUGGAACUGAAGGACCAAGUGGAGCCGGAAGCACGGCAAUCAGAAGCCCAACAAAGCGUCCAUUCCGCCGCGAUGCCGGGUCCCUCGUCCAUAAUCCCAGCUAGUGGGAUCGGCGAGACACCGGCAUUUACGUACCCGUCCAUGCCAUUCGGGUUCGACAUUUCUGGCGGGAUGAACGGGACUUCGCCGUCAUCGGGCUUGCGGUCUGAUGACCAGAUCGACUUCACAGCCGCUGAUGUCGGCUGGGAUAUUGACUUUGGAACUAUGGAUAUGGAGACCUUCCUGUCUCUUGAUGCAAGCCAGACAUUUAACUUCGCUUCCUGAUAAACACGGCCGGCUGUAGUCAUGGACGCAUGGUUCCCGCCCAACAAACGUCAGGGUGGAUCCAGCUGACAUUGAUGUCUCGGGGUUUAGAGCGUCCAGCUUUAAUAAUACUGGCCCAGAUCCGCUGUGAUGGAUUUGUCAGGAAGAUGACGGGCGGCCAAAUGCUGGAAUUCUGCAAUUUGUCGUUCAGUGAUUCGUCGGUGCUGGUCAAUCCCUAUCUUGGUUGAUAGGUCGUGGCGGUGGAAAUACGGUAGAUGGCGGACCUAGAGCGGAUAUCCGGCAGUACGGAUGUAUGAGUAACGAUCGGGUUUGUUGCCGAACUUACAAUCUCAUAUAUACCAUGAGAGUCUAGAUAGAAAUAAUUUAUGAGAAGCAGUUCUUGAG
This is a messenger RNA of Ilyonectria robusta, 2570 nucleotides long. RefSeq lists its product as uncharacterized. Gene Ontology annotation, molecular function: zinc ion binding; DNA-binding transcription factor activity, RNA polymerase II-specific; RNA polymerase II cis-regulatory region sequence-specific DNA binding. Bases 42 to 2186 code for a protein of 714 amino acids. Gene Ontology annotation, biological process: positive regulation of transcription from RNA polymerase II promoter by galactose; DNA-templated transcription. NCBI's taxonomy places the organism in Eukaryota, Fungi, Ascomycota, Sordariomycetes, Hypocreales, Nectriaceae. The transcript has 5 exons. Gene Ontology annotation, cellular component: nucleus. The record is from RefSeq and is a predicted model, not a curated record.